Molecule: messenger RNA, 1269 nt
Organism: Penaeus vannamei (Pacific white shrimp)
Lineage: Eukaryota; Metazoa; Arthropoda; Malacostraca; Decapoda; Penaeidae
Product: S-antigen protein
Source: RefSeq, a predicted model, not a curated record
AUGGGGGAUUUUAAAUACAACAAGGCCUCGUCCGUGAGUUCCAUCAGCACGGAGACGUACGUGAUCAACACGACGCCUCCCAGCGCCUUCUACUCGAGUGCAGCCACGGACGUCGGGGGCGGAAGCAGCGGCUCCGCAAGCAACAUGCAGGAUGACUGCCUCGCAGAGCAGGCAGGAGGCGUCAAGCCGCAGGGGAUGGUGGCCACGGGCGGGGUCGACGCCCCCGAGGACCCACAGCACCAGCAACACACCACCAACGAUGAGGAUCCCAAAGCAGGUGUGAACGGGGAAUCGUCAGUCCCGGGGGUGGGGGGCGCCGCGCCCGGCACAGGCCCAGGUCCUCUAGGGUCAGGCACCACCCCGGGCCCUUCGGUCUUGGGUCCUCCAGGCUCUGGGGGCGUCCCGACCGCAGCCGCAGCCGCCGCAGCAGCGGCAGCAGCUGCGGCUGCAGUUAGUGGCGGAGGGGGUCCGGGGUCAGGCGUAGUGGGGGGGCCCGGAGGAGGUGGGGGCCUAGUGGAGCCUACGCCGCUGCCCAACUCUCUCACCUCCUCCGUGGCCUCCCUGUGGCCUCCCUCGUCCGUGGACGACGCCCUCCUGCAUUCGGGCAUGCCCACCAUCAAUGGCUCUCUGGCAUUCCAUGGCCUGGGCCCCAGCAACCCCGGGGGGCCGGGAGCGGGUGGGCCUUCACCCCUCUUCAGCACCAGCCUCGGGCCUCAGCUGGGGCUGGGCCCAACAGCACCGCAAAAUCCGCAGCAGCGUAGGAACAUGCAGCAGCCAGCCCCCAACUUCCCAGGUCAGGCCCGACCCCAGUCACUGGGUUCUGCGCCUGGUCCACAGGGGCCAUUCCUGCCCAACAAAUACCCCUCAUCGUGGUCGUCGGGGCUAGGCUCACAAGGCAGUGCCUGGUCCCCUGGCCCCUCCCCCCAGGGCAACUCAGCAGGGGGGCCAGGAGGAGGGCCAGGGAACGGAUCAGGCGUUCCCCCCCUGCCGUGGUCAGCCCGCGGAAGGGGAGGGAUGGGAAGCAUGGGUGGCAUCAGCCCCUUGGGUCACAACCUGGGCAGCAUGUCGUCGCAUGUGUCAGUGCCAAGAAAAACCUCAAACCUACCCAACACGCAAUCCAUGGUCAUGAACAAAUUCCGACGUUCAACGAGCUAUCCUGGAAAGGGGCCCUUUCCCAACCCUCCUUCCUUCGAGAUCACCGGAGUCGACGACAGCGGCUUCCCACGCGAUCUGCUUCAGUUUCCGAAAUUUUUAGAUACAAAAUGUUAG